Molecule: messenger RNA, 2097 nt
Organism: Penicillium canariense
Lineage: Eukaryota; Fungi; Ascomycota; Eurotiomycetes; Eurotiales; Aspergillaceae
Exons: 1
Coding region: 1-2097 (698 amino acids)
Source: RefSeq, a predicted model, not a curated record
AUGGCAUCAUCCGGAACAAUCCCUCUGCCACCAGCCACACAGGCUGAUGACCUGCCUGAGCCAACAACGGUCACCAUUUCAGGUGUUCCAAAGUUUUCCCUCACUUCCAACAUCACCAUAUGGGGAUAUAGAGUCAAGAACUCCCUCAAGCCCCUGAUGUUAGGGAACUUGAUCGAUCCAUCCAAACCACGACCGGCAUCACCUCGACCCAUACUGUUAAGGUGGAGAUUUUGGUCUCUGACUGUUCGGGAAUGGCUUUUUGACCAGCUCGAUGAUCAAAUAAUCGACUUGAUCAAUAAUUUACCUGCAGAGCCAACCUAUGCUGACGAUCUCUGGAGAGAAAUCAACAAGCUCCAAUUGGGAGAUCCAGAAGAAUACGCCAACAAAGCCACAUGUGACCUUUUCACCAUGCGACGGUCAGAUUUCACCACAGCUGCCGAAUACAUCGAGGCUUGGCAAUACCAGAAUGGUAUCUGCACAGGGCUCAAGGUCGGCGUCACGCCGUAUAUGUCUACGGUCUUCAUGUUCAACCAGCUGGAAGAGGAGCUUCCGAGAACUGUCGGAUUCUUACAUGGUCAGCUUGCGAUGAAAGCGGGGGACGCAGUCAACAUGGAUAAGCGGGAAUUCAUCGACCUCUGCAACAAGCUUCUCAUCAAGGCCAGAGCUCUUCCAAUCCACCAUGGCAACGACGCUUUGGUUAAGAAAUCCACGAACAGAACCAAAAACAAGAACAAGAGCAAGAAAGAUCCAAAGCAUUUACUUAAUCAGAACCCUAAAGGAGACGUUGCUAAGAAGCAGAUACGUCGAGUUCCACCAAAGGGCAAAGACCAUGCUGCAUAUGCUAGAGAAUGGCGUCAACACAAUCCACAGCGGGACGAGGAUGACAAGUGUUCCUAUUGCAACCAGCCAAAUCAUGGCUGUGCCACAUGCUCUUAUCUCAUCGAGCACAAGCCUUCAGGGUGGACUCCAUAUCCACUGCUCUGGUGCUUCAACUACCAGAGCUUGAAGAGCACCCUUGGCCCUUCACGGCGCACUCGAAACAGAACACCAGAAGAAAGAAUGGAAAGUCGACACAUAUGGUCCAAAGAUCGCAGCAUGCUUUUGCAACUUCCGGGCGAUAUACGCAAUCAAAUCUACACGUGUCUCUUCGCAUCGACUAGGCUCACCUUCGGCGAAAGGAGAAUCACCCGUAUUACGAGGAAAACGAUGAACCCUGCACCUAAUUCUCUGGCCAUUCUUCGUACCUGUCGCCAGGUUAAGCAAGAAGCUGAGGCUCUUUGGCUUGGUCUGGUCCUGUUCAGCUUCGAAACUCCGGAGUCUAUGCUCGACAAGCUCUCUCCGCUGCCUUUGACCACCCUUUCAGAGAUCCGUCAUGUGCGCGUUGGUGGACGCUCAUUGAUGCUCCAGCCGAUAGAUGACGACGGUGGUGUGUACUAUAGGCUCGUAUGGGUCCUCAAGUUGCUUCCAGGUUUGCGCCUGGAUAAGCUUACCAUCCUUGGGCCGCCUAGCAGCGCAGUUGCCUAUGACACUCUUGGAGGAUUGAUCGAGUAUGGGAAUGGAUGGAGAGAACUCCACUUCAUCACACCAAAUUCGAAAAUGCUCGGCUUUGCCAACAUAAAUAUGUACAUGGUAGAUCCGUACUUGCGCGAGCCUCAACCAAGCACUUGGAGUGAUAUCCUAUCCAGUCGCGAUGGGGCGAACUCCGGGGCUUCCGUCACCAUUUUUCGGUCUACACAGUCUGACUCUCCAGGCUCUGUCAUCAACCCGCGUACACGCCAACCUUUCGAGCAGAAAUUGAUCACGCCAAACCAGGCAGACUUCGGCAUGACGGAAGACAGAGACUUAUUGUCUGGAAGCGAAGCAAGCAAAGAAUUAUUGGUGGUUGUCAAACGUGGUCGCCAUGCUCACAUUGAGGAACAAGAUAGCCCUCCAUUUAUGUUUGAAGACAUUCGGGAUUGGGCACAUGGUAUGACUUGGGCAGAGAUCCGGCGACUGUGUUACGAUGUCUUCCCAGGAGAUGAGGAUGAGAAUGAUCUGGACGUUGAGACCGAUAGGUGCGGUGUGGCUGACGAAUAUUCAUGGGAUCUUUUCGACUAG